AUGGCGGUAGUUCGAAUCAUCAAGAAGCAGCCGCCGCCGGCGGUUCACACGAUUUCCGUCACCAUUUAUUCCGUCAAAUCGUUUCAAGAAACCGAAACGUCGAUGUACGUGGAAAUGCACAAAACGAACGUCGGCGAGUUCACAUGGGACCAAAAUUGUACACGAAUUGACGCGUUGGUACGACCGAUCGUCGAACUCGAUCGCACAACGACGCCCGAGAUUCCGAUUGCCGUCGAGCUGAUCGAUUAA
This is a messenger RNA of Caenorhabditis bovis, 249 nucleotides long. The record is from the annotation of a GenBank genome assembly. NCBI's taxonomy places the organism in Eukaryota, Metazoa, Nematoda, Chromadorea, Rhabditida, Rhabditidae.